GUGUAAUAUGUCUAACUUCCUGUCAAGUAGUGAAAUGUGAUUUGCAUGAGCGGGAAGAAUUGUGGGAUGGGUAAUGUAAACGUAAACAGCUCGUGUUCGCUUCUCAUAUCAUAAGAACAUUUCUUCUUACUAGUGUAACCGGUUUAAACAUGGGAUAUUCAUACCAGUAACGUUAAUAAUCCAAAAGCAAGAGUGGAAAACUAGCAGUAGCUAAUGUCAGUAAAAGUUAACAAGUGACUGUCUCGAGUCUCAGGAAAGGAGGAAUAUGGCUGCAUCCUCAGUGGAGUACACCAUAGGAGGAGUGAAGAUCAACUUCCCCUGCAAGGCUUACCCAUCCCAACUGGCCAUGAUGAAUUCAAUCAUACGAGGGUUGAACUACGGAAAGCACUGUUUGCUGGAAAGUCCUACAGGAAGUGGAAAGAGCUUAGCCUUGCUCUGCUCGGCUCUGAGCUGGCAGCAGGCACAGUUUGCUAAACUGGAACAAGGAGGAAGCUGUGUGGAAGACAAGAGCCAGUCAGAUAAAAACUGUGGAGACAAUAAGAAGUCAGAUGUCACCACUGCCUGUCAGUGUGUGUGCCACAGCAAAGCCAGCUGUACCUCCGCUUUGUCUCCCUGCAAAGAGGCUGCACAGCUGCCGCCUCCAGCAUCUGAAACUAUAUCCAUACCAGCGGAGUCACAGCCUAAAAAACAGUCCAUAGCCUCUCGUCUGUCUGAGAAAUUCCACUCUUCCCUCAACUCUGACCGAGAGAAAGAUGAUGAUGACUUCCAGCCAGACAGGAAACGAAUUCGCACUGCUGAACACAAGAGUCGUAAAAGGCAGCGUCUGGAGCAGGGAGUAAUCUUUAUAGAUGAUGAACCAGAGGAGGAAAAUCAUCCCUCAGGACCUGCGAGUUGGACUGCGGAGCCAAACAGCCAGGCAGCUGGUUUGUCUUCAUCAUGCUGUCCCCCUGAACCAUGCUCCCGUUGCCCGUGUUCUUCAGCCAAAGACGAUGUGAAGGACAAAGACAAAAACGGCAAAAAGAAGAUCCCAAAGAUUUUUUUUGGCACACGCACACAUAAGCAGAUAACGCAAAUUGCCCAUGAGCUGAAGCGCACCACUUACUCCAGCGUGCCAAUGACUAUCUUAUCCAGCAGAGAUCAUACCUGUGUCAACCCAGAGGUGGCGCCUCACUCUAACCGCAACGAACGCUGCAAGGACCUGUUGGAGGCCAAAGAUGGCCGUUCAUGCCGUUAUUACCACGGUGUCCAGAGGAUGCGGGACCAGGGCACACUGCAGUGGGUCCAUGGACUCCAUAAAGCCUGGGACAUUGAGGACCUAGUCUCUUUGGGCAGACGGAUCCGCUCGUGCUCUUACUAUGCUGCUCGGGAACUUAUGGAGGGUGCCUACAUCAUCUUCUGUCCGUAUAACUACCUGCUUGACCCGAUGAUCAGAGAGAGUAUGGAGAUCAACCUUGCAGGCCAGAUCUUGGUGCUGGACGAAGCCCAUAACAUUGAGGACUGUGCAAGGGAGAGUGCCAGCUUCACGUUAGACCACAAGAGUCUGCUGAUGUGCAGAGAUGAGCUUGACGGCAUGGUCAACAAUAAAAUCAGAUGCCCUGAACAUGAGUCCCUUAGGGACUUCUGCUAUAGCCUGAUCAACUGGAUCCAGGAGAGCCAAGGCCUGAUGUCUGAACGGGGAUAUGAGAGUGCCUCUAAAGUCUGGAGUGGGAAGGAUGUACUGGGCAUUUUCCACGGCCUUGGUAUUACUGCUGAAACCUUUAGCAUUCUGAAGAAAAACUUGGCAGCAGUAUUGGAGAAAGAGGAGCGUGUUGGUUUUGUUAAUGGUAAAGAGGACAUGGUACAGGUCCCAACCAUCAGCUCAUCGACCUCCACUGUCCUCAAAAGCCUCUUCAUGGUGCUGGACUUCCUCUACAGGGACAACUGCAGGUUUUCUGAAGACUACCGAGUCGCUCUGCAGAAGAGCUACACUUGGACAAACCAGGUCCCACCUGACAUCCCUGAUGCCCAGGGCUUCAUUGUCAGGCAACGCCGCAGACAACGCCAGAGUGUCCGAGUCAAGGCAGAAGUCCUGACUCUAAGCUUCUGGUGCCUCAACCCUGCUGUGGCCUUUUCUGAUUUAAGUGGGGCAGUGCGCAGCAUUGUGCUGACAUCAGGAACCUUGUCACCUAUGGGGUCCUUCUCCUCAGAACUUGGGGUGGAAUUCUCCAUCCAACUGGAGGCCAACCACGUUAUCAAAAAGUCCCAGGUGUGGGCUGGCACUGUUGGUGCUGGACCCCAAGGCAGAAAACUGUGUGCCACCUUCCAACAUGCUGAAACGUAUGCCUUCCAGGAUGAGGUCGGUGCCCUCCUGCUGCAUGUCUGCCAAGUUGUGGCUAAGGGUGUGCUCUGCUUUUUGCCUUCUUACAAGAUGCUGGACAAGCUGCGGGAUCGAUGGAUCAACACUGGUCUCUGGGAGAAGCUUGAACAGCAGAAAACUGUAAUCACAGAGCCCCGUGGUGGUGGCAAGGGGGAUUUUGACGAACUGCUUCAGACUUACUACGAUGCCAUCAAAUACUGUGAGGAAAGAGAUGGUGCUCUGCUGAUUGCUGUCUGUAGGGGUAAAGUGAGUGAAGGACUAGACUUCACAGAUGACAAUGCCAGAGCAGUGGUCACCAUUGGAAUUCCCUUCCCAAACAUCAAAGACCUCCAGGUAGAACUGAAGAUGAAGUACAACGACCAACACUGCAAGACCAGAGGUCUUCUCCCAGGCAAUCGCUGGUAUGAGAUUCAGGCCUACCGAGCUCUAAACCAGGCCCUCGGAAGGUGUAUCCGCCACAAGAAUGACUGGGGUGCCUUGAUUCUAGUGGAUGACCGUUACAGGAGUAAUCCUAAUAAGUACAUCACAGGUCUUUCCAAAUGGGUUCGCCAGCUCAUCCAGCAUCAUGACACCUUCAGCAAUGCCAUGCAGUCUCUGGUGGCAUUCUCUCAGGUGCAAAAGAAGGUGGAGGUGUCCCUUGCAGACAGCCAGACCCCCAGCUCUACUGUCUCUUCUCCAAACGGUCAAUUACCAAUAACUGUAGAGGGACGGAGUCUGCCCAAGGCCUCAGAACCUCAAACACCCCACUUGGCGGUUAAACCCUCUGAACCCCAGCAGGAUAGAAGUUCCCCAAACUUACAUCUUUUUUCUCAUACACAGUUGAAAGCUGAAAAACAUGAAAAAGCAGAAUGGUUGAAGAUGAAGCACAGUCCCCCAGCAGAGCCACUGUCCCAUCCAAAAAGAGCAGCUCAGGGCCUGUACCACAUUUUCACCUCUAGCCCCAUCAGCAAUUGCUUCAAGAAGCCAAUCUUUAAGGAAAAAGGGCCGAGAAAUUCCAGCCAGAACUUUGAAACACCUAAUCUUCCUGAGCACAAAGAGAAACCGCAGAUCCUGUUUCCACAAAAGAAGACUGAAGAGUCUGGUCUUAAACAGGCAGCUAGAGAGGGGUCCAGUGAAAUCAAAGAGGAACCACACAAUUUGGCUACAGUAACAACCCCUCCCAGUUGUGAAAGAGAACCACCCCCAGCAGACAAUCCAGAUGAAGAUGAAGAGGACGAGGACCAGACCAUCUUCUUUACCCCAGAACUUUUCGAGGGUGAAGUAGAGGAAGGCAGCCCUAACAAAGAGACAAAGACAGAGUCACCUCCCAAGAUGGUUUUAGGGGCAGAGAGCCCAGCCCUGUUGUCAGAAGAACUUUUUGGCUCUGAGCAGGCCCAAGGGCAAGCCUCUAUGUUUGAUAGACAGAGAGCUAUUUCAAUCACUAAGGAAACUGCAGCGCUGUCACAGGGACAGAAAGAAGUCACAGGACAGAUGCAAGGUGAGGAGAGAGAGCAAGUGAAAAACCAGAGCAGGCAGACAGACAGUAGGCUCUGCAGACUGUCCAGGUCCAGACAGAAAGCUCCCCCCACUCCAGCAGGUGGAGGCUAUGGAGCAAAGUGUUUAGGGAGAGUCAGUCUUCAGCAGAUUGAGACUAGGGGAAGCCGGAGGAGGACAGACAAGUCCAGAGCAGAUCCUGAGUUAAAGGUGCUGACCAAUGAUUUGAAGAGCAGACUGUCCAGAGCCAGAACUGUCAGAGUACACAACCCAAGAACAGACAGAGCUCAGCAGACAGACAGCUGGAUUACAUGCCGACCUAUAAGUGUAAACCUUGGAGAAACUGAGUCAGGCAAGUCCUUUGUGGGUGUGAGGGAACACAAAGCCCUUAAAAAAUUGCCCACCACACCUGUCAGUUCCACAAAGGCUGAGUUUGACAUUGUGACUCCUAAGCAAGAAGACAUAAGGGGUCUGCAAGACGCUGGAGCAGCAUGUAGUCCUUCCAGUCUACCAGUGGAUGCUCCUGGAAGUCAGCCCAACAAAUCAAAAGGCCCUUCAGUGAUCCAUUCCUUCUCUGGGAAUCUCCAGUACCACGGAAAGAUCAAAAGGAGCGUUGGGGGGGAUGAUGAAGCGCUACAACCUAGUAGACGCGGCCUAUUGUGGGCGCCGGAUUCCUCUUAUCAACCCGCCGCUGCUCACUUGACGGGCUGUGUACAAAGAGGGAGAGUGAGGGAAGAGCUGCGCUGGGUGCUUUGAAGAGGGAGGAUUACGGCCUGGGCAAUGACACUCACAAUAACAAGUCUUCUAGGCUCAGCUAGGUGCUGCAUGGGAGUGGACUGAGCCAGUUUGAUCUUGGAGUGUUGGGAAAAUGUGGGAUCCCAGGGGGUGAUGGUCUGGUGCUGGCUCAGGGUCUGCACCUCUUCCCCUACCACCUAUGCACUGACCUUCCUCACAUGUUAAGAGUAUAGAGCCUGAGAGCCUAAACUGUACUCCUUCUUCCCUUGGUACAUAAGACAACUUGAGCAUCUGGUGAUAACCUUAAGAUUGGUAACAUCUGAGGAUAUCAUCAUGCUCUGAAAUGCGUUAUUGUUUUUGAACAUUUUUCAAUUCAAUCUUAAGUAAAUGUGCACUGAUGCAGGGAGUUCAGUAUACUUACAAUGUAAAAUCAUAAAAUACUAAUAAUUUAAGGAAAACUAUUUUUGGGGGCUUUUUGAUGCAUUUCAAAAUGAUUUUAAUAUUUUGGAACAUAAAACACAAGCACACAGUUUUUGUGUCUAAAUGCUCUUUCUUGCAAUUCUGAUCUAUUAUGACACAAUUUGCUACAUCCAGAGUGUAAGAAAAUGGUAUCUUUUCAAGGAAGACAUGCAAUGAUGCAAACUGAGAUUUUAUAUCAGGCACAAAGAGCAUGUCAUUAAUUAGCAAGAAUUUGUUGAUGCAGAUCAGCUCAGUCUGUUUGAAGUCUGUUUAUUAGGACAUUUAAUAUAGUGCUGAAGGUUUUUGAAUUAAUCUUUCUGUCCAAAUACUUUUGAAGUCCUCAAAAACAACAUCACACAUGCACAAAGUUUAAAUUUCCGCUGCCUUUAGAUGUGGAUGAAAACAUUUUAAAACAAAAGUGAUCCUGACUAUCGGCAGUUUAAACUGACAGUUAAUUUAUCAUUUAAUGUUUAAAAUGAUACAUAUAACAUUUUGACAUGUCUAUGAAGUGUCCAUGUCACCCCUCACUCUGAAAAGCUUUUUGCUUGCAUCAAACUCAAAACCCUGCAGAUCAAACACUGUCACUUCAGCCUGGUCUUCGCUCUACACUGCAUCCACUUUUCCCGUGUUCCACACAGAACAGCAUAAUGACUCCACCAUCAUCUAUUACACUAUCUUUUCAAGAGAUACAAUGCAUUACCUCCCCCCCUUGCAAUUUCUAUUCCUUCUUCUCUUACAAAAGGAUUGUUUGUACAAUCUGCGUAAUAAUUUCUUUUAGUUGUGUUAAUAUUUUGCUUAAAGAUUUAAUAGUUAAUACUGUAUGUGGUCACUGAAAACAGCUGCACAGUGAGACAUGCCCCAAGUCUAACCAAAUGAUCUAAACCAGAACAUAAAUUAGAAGGAUUCUAAGAUUACUGACACAACAAACUGACUUUGUGCCAUGCACAAAAUAAAUCAGAGAAUCUUUUUCUGAUUUUUAAAUUUUUAAUCCCUGCUUCCUUUUGUUGAGCACUGGUUAAUUUUACUUCUACGGCCCUCUAAAAUUAUUUAAAUAUAACAAGAGGAAAAGGAAAAUCACUCUUUGGUUGAAUUUCUCAGAACUUGUAGACAAAUCCAAGUUGUGAGGAAUGGUCGCAAGCAGAUACUGCUGCUUCAUUUUAAAGCCAAAAAUGUUGGGAAUCAAUUAACUAAAUGCUAAUUGAUAGAUCUGUCUCCAUCAGUAUUGCAUUCCUUCAUGAGCUGACAAGUAAAAUGUGAAUGAUGAAAAUAAGACCAGGAUGUGACUUACUCUCUCUGCUCUGGUGUUUGUUGCUGUUCAGCUGUGGUUUGCCACUGGCAAUGCUAUGUUUAACAUAUCAUCUAGUCAAUCUGAUCAGUCAAAUGUGGCAUUAACUGUAUUAUGUUGUAACAGGAUAUGGGACUAAGGGUCAGAUAACUAUGCAGAACAUUAAGGGGAGAACAUAUCUACAUGUGCCCAAGACAUUAAGUCAGUCAGUAAAAACACAGCAACAUGGCUGAUCUCUUGCUGACAAGAAUCCUAAAAUCUCACAAACUAUUAACAUGGAAAUUAUUAAUUUAAUUAUUUAAAGAAAAACAGUUGAGAGACUGUAAUGGCCAAUGUGAACAGUAAGAAUGAGACCCAUUACUGUGUUUAUAUAGGCACUUGACUAAUGUUUUGACACAAACUUGAAAAAAUGUCAACAUAUCCAUUUUACUCUAUUUGCAAAUUGCAAAUAAAGUAAAAUGUAAAUACAAGUAAUUUUGUCAGUGGCUAAGAAGAGAAAAUUUCAGUCUCGGGGGUGGAGUUAUCUUAUGUCAUAUUACCUAACUUCUGAGUAAUGUAAUCCUGCAGACUUUCCAAACAUACUGUGGUAAACAAGUGCUUGCCUGGGUUUAUAUGACACCAGUAUGGUUUCCAUUGUAGAACAAUUCAGUUUGAACUUGUGCUUGUUCUCCUACACAAACUUGUUGUGUUGUUCCUCAGGGCUCAGUUCUUGGGACCAUACAGUUUCUGUAAAAAUAUAAAACUCCUGCAAAUUGGCUUGAUUACUUCACUCUGUAAAAUUAACCUAAAAAAAGAUCAGUCUGAAGUUUUUGUAAUUUGAUUUGGUUUUAGGAUGACGUUGCAUGAUAAUCAUGAUAAAAAUAGCUUUAAUGUCAUCUCACUUUGAUUUUGCCUGUUGUUUUUGAAUUUUAUUUUAAGAUUUUGUUAUGUGGGAUGUUGAGGCUUGACUGACUCUGGCUUUGUUUUGUUUUUUCCAGACAUUUGACUCUCUUAUCAAGCAGAACUCAAUUUGAGACUGGUUGUUGUUGUAUAUUUAGUUGAUAUUUAAUUUGGAAUUUUAUAUCAUUUGAGAUGUGCUUUUGCCAUAUUUUCUCUCUUAUUGCACUAACAUCUUUCUCACCAGCACUGGUUUGUGAUGUGAUCAAAUAGAUAAUUAAGUCUCUGUUUUAUGAUUUAUGAUCUGACUCUGAUUACUAACCUGUCAGUGAUGUCCUGGGUGGCAUCAUACAUUUGACAGCAUCAAACAUUUUGCACAGAUUAGACUGAAGUAAUCAAUGAGAACUGAAAUGAUGACUUAACUAAGAUUGAGAGCACUCAAGGAUAAUUUCAGCCUAAAUUAUUCUGUUUUUAAAAUUUCCUUGUCUGCUCUGUGAUUAAUAUUUGAAAGAUUAUCAGAGUAUCACCAGAAAUUAGUCUCACUUUACUCAAAAACUAUACAGAAUGAUAUGACAGGUUCAAAUAGCCAUGCACUGAAACAUUGGCCAGCUCAGAUGUCAGAUUUAAUAUAGUGUUUUACUGUGUUUUACUGAACUACUACAACACGAUCCUUGCUAACAGUUCAACAUUACCAAAUGUCUUCUGCCAUGAUAACACAGUGAAUGCACUAUUCAUACAUGACAUGCUUGAAUAAUUCAGUCUGGUGUUGAUAUCAUUUUGCGUGAGUUCAUUUUCAGAGUUGUCACUCCUGAAGGAAUGAAGCCACUUUGUCUGUGACCUUCAGAGAGUGCUGCAGACUGACUGUAGGUAAACCCAGACAGGUUUCCCAGCACAGCUGCAUAGCUAAACCACUGCACAGCCCUUCAAAGGGCUUUAAGGAUUCAGAGCCCACUUUAUCAGCUGGACAAGGGAAAGCCCAUCUCUUAGCGUUAUGCAGCAUUAAGGAAAAAAUGUGGUGACCUUUUACAUUUUUUUACUGGAAAAAAAAAACAUCCCAUGAGGAAUGAGAGGCGGAGGUCGAUUUGAGAGUGUACUCAUUCUCUGGUUAAUGUCCAAAGGCCUCACUAUCUAAUCCUCAGGUCGCAUUAAAUCCAACAAGCCGAGCAGUCAUUUGUGUUUUCAAUUAUGUACUCACUGCUGCAGGAACUCUCUGUCUCUUCCUGAAAGGCAAAGUUAUAACUGCUAUAUGUUACUAUUAGCUGUCUAAACAGAUGGUCACAGAAAGGUAUGAUAUUCAUUUUACGUAAUGAAUCCAUCACUUGAAUAUCACUUUCUCUGUAUUUUUCCACAAACGCUGGUGUUUUUGUGAUGUAAAAUAUGAGAGGCUUUUAAUAUAUUAUGUGACCAACAAGAUAUGCAGUGUGUUCCUGGUUUCUUUUGACUUCUUGGCAACAAAGGAAUGAAACAGUUUCCUUAGUGGGAAGACUACUAGUUACCACAUCACUAUUUCUGUUUAAAUAUAGAAUUAUGUAGCAACUUUGAACAUAUUUAAAGAGUUCAGAGGAGGUGUGACUGAUUACCUGAUUAUUUAUUAAUGAGGUCAUUUCUAAUUAUGGAAUUAAAAAGUAAGCACACAUACACUCAAAUGUCAUCACUCUCCUUAGCACAUGCAAAAAAAAAACUUUUUAAAGGUGGAUUACAAACAUUUAAAUUAUAAAUAAAAGUCUUGUGUCCAAUAUUUUAUCUUUAAACAUUUAUGAUGGUUUCCCAAACUUUGGGUCUAGACUGUACCAUGACUGGUAAAUGAUGUCUUUGCUGCUUUACUAACCUGCCUGCUUUAGUAAUGAUCAUCUCUGUGCCGGCCUCAUGGAACUUCUUCCACAGCUCCCUCUCAUGAAGAACGACCUUAAUGUUCUCAAUGUUCUGAAAGACAGAGGAGCCAAUGAAACGCUGGCUUUAGCUGUUGGUCUGAUAUACUUCAGUGUAAACAUUUG
Molecule: messenger RNA, 9178 nt
Organism: Thunnus maccoyii (southern bluefin tuna)
Lineage: Eukaryota; Metazoa; Chordata; Actinopteri; Scombriformes; Scombridae
Gene: brip1
Product: BRCA1 interacting helicase 1
Exons: 22
Coding region: 266-4585 (1439 amino acids)
Biological process (GO): nucleotide-excision repair; double-strand break repair involved in meiotic recombination
Cellular component (GO): nucleus
Molecular function (GO): hydrolase activity, acting on acid anhydrides, in phosphorus-containing anhydrides; DNA helicase activity; DNA binding
Source: RefSeq, a predicted model, not a curated record